This is a messenger RNA of Colletotrichum siamense, 564 nucleotides long. RefSeq names its product Peroxyureidoacrylate/ureidoacrylate amidohydrolase RutB (gene rutB-1). The coding region runs from base 1 to 564 and encodes 187 amino acids. Lineage: Eukaryota; Fungi; Ascomycota; Sordariomycetes; Glomerellales; Glomerellaceae. The record is from RefSeq and is a predicted model, not a curated record. The transcript is spliced from 4 exons.
AUGUCUUCCACCCGCAUUGCUCUCGUUCUAGUUGACCCCUACAAUGACUUUCUUCACCCCGAAGGCGCUCUCACGCCCCAUCUCCUAGACCUCCAAGAGAAGGGCACGGUUGAGAACAUUAGGUCCGCCGUAGCCGCUGCUCGCUCCAAGGGCAUUCCGAUUUACUACGGCAUGCAUCAACAGUGCAACGAGCACACUUUUCUUGGAUGGAAAUACAUGACACCAAAUCAUGUUAAACAGAAGAACUCGCAAGUCUUCAAAGAAGGAUCAUGGGGCGCCGAGAUCCUUCAGGGCCUUGAGCCGGAUCCGUCCAAGGGCGACGUCGUUCUCCGCCAACGCGAGAUCACCCAUCUGGUUUUCGCGGGACUGACGGCAAACACCUGCCUGGAGGCCUCCGCGCGUCAUCCUUUGAACUGGGGUAUCACGUCACUCUAUUAUGCCACGGCCGGAUGGUCCAAGGAAUUGACCGAUGCCGCGACGGAGCUGAUCUGGCCUCUCUUCGCCCAGGAGGUCCUUAAGACGGAAGAAUGGGUCCAGAAACAAGCAGUCCAAAGCGUGAUUUAG